CAACGCAGUGGAAGAGGGAGCAGCUGACUUCAGACUCCGGGCUGGUGUGUGCACGCGCGUGUUCCUGCAGCUUCAUCUCCACAGAGCAAUCCAGUCAAAAUGGUGAUCCAGAGGCUUCCAUGCUUCACUGCCAUAAUACUGUUGGUAUUAAAGCUGGCCAGUGCCCAGUUUGAGCAGCUCGGUUACCCUCCGGGCUACCCGGACCAGCCGGAGGAGCAGUACACCCCCCCGGUGCUCCCACCAGACACUCCCAGGAUCCAGCUCCGGCUGGCGGGGGAUAAGAGGAAGCACAACGAGGGCCGGGUGGAGGUUUACUACAAAGGUGAGUGGGGGACGGUCUGCGACGACGACUUCAACAUCCACGCUGCCCAGGUGGUGUGCCGGGAACUGGGAUACCUGGAAGCCGUCUCGUGGUUGCCGUCUGCAAAAUACGGAAAAGGAGAAGGACCCAUCUGGUUUGACAAUCUCCACUGUGGCGGCAAAGAAAGUACUUUGGCGGUGUGUCAGUCGAAUGGGAUCGGCGUUUCGGACUGCAAGCACAGUGAAGAUGUAGGCGUGGUGUGCAGCGACAGGAGGAUCCCGGGAUUUAAAUUCGUCAACACACUGCCCAACCAUGUGGAGAACCUUGAUAUUCAUGUGGAGGACGUACGGAUACGAGCCAUCUUAUCAUCAUUCCGUAAGCGGAUCCCUGUAACAGAGGGCUAUGUGGAGGUGAAGGACGGUGGCAAGUGGAAGCAAAUCUGCAACGCAGAGUGGACCCAGUUCAACAGCAGAGUCAUCUGUGGCAUGUUCGGUUUCCCGGGAGAGAGAAAGUACAACGCCCGAGUCUACAAGAUGUUUGCCCGCAGGAGGAAACCAUUUUACUGGGACUUCUCUGUGAACUGCACUGGCAACGAAGCCCACUUGUCCAGCUGCAGACUGGGCCAGUCCACGCUGGUGAAGUCCAACGGCUCGUGUGCUGAAGGUUUGCCGGUGGUCGUGAGCUGCGUGGCUGGAAGAGCCUUCUCCCCAACCCCCAUGACAGGAUUCAGGAAGGCUUUCAAACAAGAGCAAACGUUGGUCCGUCUACGUGGUGGGGCCAUUGUCGGUGAGGGCCGGGUGGAGGUGUUGAAGAAUGGAGAGUGGGGAACCAUAUGUGAUGAUAAAUGGAACCUGCAGUCUGCAACCGUGGUGUGUCGAGAGCUGGGCUUCGGCACCGCCAAGGAAGCCAUGUCCGGAGGUCGGCUCGGACAAGGUAUGGGUCCCGUGCACAUGAACGAGGUGCAGUGCUCAGGAUUUGAGAAGUCCAUCACCGAGUGUCUCUUCAACAAGGAGAGUCUUGGUUGCAGCCACGAGGAGGAUGCAUCUGUCAGAUGUAACGUCCCCGCUAUGGGCUUCCAGGAGCGGCUGCGUCUGAGUGGAGGUCGUAACCCGUACGAAGGCCGUUUGGAGGUGCUGGUGGAGAAGAAUGGCUCUCUGGUGUGGGGGACGGUGUGCAGCGAGGGCUGGGGAACCAUGGAGGCCAUGGUGGUCUGCAGACAACUGGGCCUGGGCUUCGCCAAGAGUGCUUUCCAGGAGACGUGGUAUUGGCCAGGGGAAGUAGGCGCCGACGACGUGGUGAUGAGCGGCGUCCGCUGCUCUGGAACUGAGAUGUCUCUGUCCCACUGCCUGCACCAUGGAAGCCACGUCAGCUGCUCCAAGGGAGGCGGACGCAACGCGGCUGGAGUCUCCUGCUCUGAGACGGCCCCCGAUCUGGUGCUGAACCCUCAGGUGGUGGAGCAGACCACCUACAUGGAGGAUCGGCCCAUGUUUAUGCUGCAGUGUGCGUACGAGGAGAACUGUCUGUCCACAAACUCCGGCCAGGUCCCGGCCAACUCCUACCGCCGCCUGCUGCGCUUCUCCUCCCAGAUCCACAACAACGGCCAGUCCGACUUCCGCCCCAAAGCUGACAGACACUCGUGGGUGUGGCACGACUGCCACAGGCAUUAUCACAGCAUGGAGGUGUUCACCACCUACGACCUGUUCAGCUUAAAUGGAACCAAAGUGGCCGAGGGGCACAAAGCCAGUUUCUGCCUGGAAGACUCGGAGUGUGAUGAAGGAAUUGAAAAGAGGUAUGAAUGUGCCAACUUUGGAGAUCAGGGCAUCACCGUGGGCUGCUGGGACACGUACAGGCACGACAUCGACUGCCAGUGGAUCGACAUCACUGAUCUCAAACCCGGGGACUACAUCUUCCAGAUUAAAAUUAACCCAAACUACGAAGUACCAGAGACGGACUACAGCAAUAACAUCAUGAAAUGCAGAUGCAGAUACGACGGCCAUCGUGUCUGGAUGUACAGCUGCCACAACGGCGGCUCAUUAAGCAGUGAAACGGAGGAGACGUUCCCGGGUCUCCUCAACAACCAGGUGACCCACAGGUAAAUUCAAAGAAGAGGAGUGGAGUCAACUGGCCAUUCCCUCUCACGUAGGAAGACCAAUCUGAAGCGACCACUACAUCAUUCCAUCUGAGCUGGGUUUCCAGCCCGGCCCUGACCAAAAGCAUCCGCCUCCUUCGUCCCUCCACGCCCUUCUCCCCCUCCAGCUGAAAGCAUAUCUGAUUCCCUCUGGCCGAGCUGAGGCAGCUCUACCCACACAUCCAAGUCCCUAUGAAAACCAAGGGAACGGUGAAGCUCUAUACCAGCCCUGCGACUGAGAGGCCGCCUUUCUCUGGAAUGCAUCAACGUUUCUAAUCUACAUGUAGCAUUAUGAAUGUCAAGUCACAGAAAUGCAGCAUUUUAAAAGAACCCUCCCCCCCUUUUGAAAGCUUUUCCUGUGUUCCUGAGUCGGAAUGUCUCUGCUAGAUCACUUUAAGACAGAAAAAAAUCACUGAUAAUAGCAGCCUGCGUUGGGAAAUGAUGGCUGCUUGUGUUUCCUCCCUUUUCACCAGCGCCAGAGUUGUAACACAAGGCCAUAUAAACCCAGACUGCAUUAAAAAAGCAUUUCAGGGGCACGUCAGAAUCCUCUGAAUUGCUUUUUAGGAGUGUGAUGCGAUUAAGCUGCAGUAGAAGCAGGUCCCUCAAAAAGAAGAUUUGUCACCAGUCGUAAGCGAUGACUCCCAGCUUCAGCCAUAAGACUGAUCUGAUCUCCUGCAGCUAAAAUGUGAUGUGAUAAAGCGUCUUAACGAGAGACCUGUGCCGAAAAUACUGCAGCAUUUAUCCUCCGAUCUGCUCCGCACACCAAAGGAAUAGUCUUUAGGGACAUUUCAAAGAAGAAUUGCACUAUUUUCCUGUUGGUGGGUCAGUUUCAUCAAAGUGUUGUUGGAAAUGGCCUCAUUUCUUUAAAGAUACUCCUGAUAAGAGCGACUGAACGCUCUUUGAAAAGGCUGGCUCUGCUGCUCUCUAGUGGUGUGACUUCCUACCGCGCUGCAGGGAGAGCUGAACCUUGAAACAUCGUACAGUGCUUUUCAUCAUACUUAUGUGCUGCCUGGCCUCUUUAACUCUAUAAUAGAUACUCUAUAAUAUGAGAGAUGUGAGGAUGGAAGAGCCGAGAAUGAAUAGUCUUAGUUUUAUUGACAAGAAAAUGUGUUUAACAUGUUUAGGUUGUAAUGAUUGAACCAUGUUUGGGUGAUGAGCUGAGACCUCUGGGGCCCUGUUUCAGGAUAAUGUGGGUAUAGAAAAAUGGAUGGAUGGAUGGAUGGUUGUAGUGCUGGGUGGUAAGACCAAAAAUAUAUAUCACGGUAUUUUUCAAAAUGAUAUCGGUUUCACGGUAUAUCACGGUAUUUUUUUUUUUCAUGCAAAACUGGGUGUUAACCACAUUUUUUAAUUAUUUGGAAAGGAAUUGCUGCAGUAAAUUGCCUUAGAAUGGCCUAUUUUACUGUCAUGAGGAGGAUGCAUAAAUCAAAUACAUUUGAUUUAGGCAUGCUUUUCAAAGAAAAAAAUCUUUUACAAAAUUACAAGGUAGAAAAUAUUUAUUGAACAUAAAAAACUGAACAUUUUUUAAUUUCCAGCAUUAUGUUGUUUUGGUUCCACUUCCUGGUGAAUGUUAGGUAAAAUUCUUAUGCGGUUUCUUUUUGGUUGGCCAACGAUUUAUGUUUGUGGUGCGCAACCGGUACGGGAGCGGCCAGUCUAUUUCCUUAUAUUACAACGCCGUUAUUAAGUGUUCGGUUUUUUUCCCACUUAUUCCACCAAACACCGAAAGUGUAUUUUUUGCCAUUUUCGACCGAACAAUUUUGGUUACCGAACAAUCGGUGAAUCACUACUAAUAAACAGUCCCCUCACAAACAGUGUCCAGCGGCGGGCGGCGGAACGGCUUUCCCAACGUUCCCAACGUUGUGUACGCUACUUUACAUACUCACCGGUAUGACGGUAUAUGAAAAAUUCAUAUCAUAAGAAAAAUAAACACCGGUAUUCGUUAUGAACCGGUAUACCGCCCAGCACUAGAUGGAUGGUUGUAGGACUGAUGUUAUGCCACUUAAUGACCACUUAUUAAGACUUUUCCGUAGGACAUACAUAAAUUUCCUCAGUCCGAGCUCCUCCACAAGCUUCCUCUCACCUCCCUCCUUGAUAUGUAAUGAUAAUAAAGUGAUAUGUAAGUCCUCAA
Messenger RNA from Cololabis saira (Pacific saury), 4554 nucleotides. RefSeq names its product lysyl oxidase-like 2b (gene loxl2b). The coding region runs from base 100 to 2397 and encodes 765 amino acids. The transcript is spliced from 14 exons. Gene Ontology annotation, cellular component: membrane. Lineage: Eukaryota; Metazoa; Chordata; Actinopteri; Beloniformes; Belonidae. The record is from RefSeq and is a predicted model, not a curated record. Gene Ontology annotation, biological process: peptidyl-lysine oxidation; sprouting angiogenesis. Gene Ontology annotation, molecular function: protein-lysine 6-oxidase activity; copper ion binding.